This is a messenger RNA of Pteropus alecto (black flying fox), 838 nucleotides long. Its product is annotated as CUGBP Elav-like family member 2. Gene Ontology annotation, biological process: regulation of alternative mRNA splicing, via spliceosome; mRNA splice site recognition. Gene Ontology annotation, cellular component: ribonucleoprotein complex; cytoplasm; nucleus. Lineage: Eukaryota; Metazoa; Chordata; Mammalia; Chiroptera; Pteropodidae. Bases 381 to 809 code for a protein of 142 amino acids. Gene Ontology annotation, molecular function: mRNA 3'-UTR binding. The record is from RefSeq and is a predicted model, not a curated record. The transcript has 5 exons.
UGGAGGCUUCAGGCUGGAUCUGUGUUUGUUCCAAAACAAAGCCAAGGAGGACGGUGUUAAUAAAGAGAGAUUUAACGGAGGGCAGUGCUUGGAAUAAAGUGGGCUCCGAAAAGGUCAAGUUUGAUCAGUCGGAGCAGAUUACAAGGGCUUUCGGGGGCGGCGUGCAGAGAUGAGCGGAGGCUGCGAAGUAAUAUAGCGCGGGAUUGAUGCGGGGGGUGGAGAGAAGCCGGCAGCGGCGCUCAUCAGUCCUAGAAGGAGGAAGAGCCGCGCGGGGCGCCCCGUGGCGCGGGCCGGAGCCGGGAGGCGGUGGCGGGUCCCUUCCCCUGCACCCACCCCUCACCCCGCCCCUCGGAUCGCGUCCGCCGCCGGCCGCCUAGACAAUGGUUUCCUUAAUCUCUGACUUGGAUCCACUCAAAGACUGGAAAGUUUUAAGAGAGACGACCACCGAGUUAGCUGGAAGUCUACCAAGUAACGGCACAGCCAACAAGAUGAACGGCGCUUUGGAUCACUCAGACCAGCCAGACCCAGAUGCCAUUAAGAUGUUUGUGGGGCAGAUCCCCCGGUCCUGGUCGGAGAAGGAGCUGAAAGAACUUUUCGAGCCUUACGGAGCCGUCUACCAGAUCAACGUCCUCCGGGACCGGAGUCAGAACCCUCCCCAGAGUAAAGGUUGUUGUUUCGUAACAUUUUAUACAAGAAAAGCUGCACUUGAGGCCCAGAAUGCACUGCACAAUAUUAAAACUUUACCUGGGAUGCAUCAUCCCAUUCAGAUGAAACCUGCAGAUAGUGAAAAGUCAAACGGUAGGUGGUAACCGACUGUCUCAUUUAAUGUCUGUUUCUU